UUUGCCUUUCAGAUCCCCAGCUCAAGGGUAUAGUGACCAGGUUGUAUUGCAGGCAAGGCUACUACUUGCAAAUGCACCCCGAUGGAGCUCUCGAUGGAACCAAGGAUGACAGCACUAAUUCUACACUGUUCAACCUCAUACCAGUGGGACUGCGCGUUGUUGCCAUCCAGGGAGUGAAGACAGGGUUGUAUAUAGCCAUGAAUGGAGAAGGUUACCUCUAUCCAUCAGAACUUUUUACCCCUGAAUGCAAGUUUAAAGAAUCUGUUUUUGAAAACUAUUAUGUAAUCUACUCAUCUAUGCUAUACAGACAACAGGAAUCUGGUAGAGCCUGGUUUUUGGGAUUGAAUAAGGAAGGGCAAGUCAUGAAAGGAAACAGAGUAAAGAAAACCAAACCAGCAGCUCAUUUUCUACCCAAGCCAUUGGAAGUUGCCAUGUACCGAGAACCCUCUUUGCAUGACGUCGGAGAAACGGUCCCGAAGGCCGGGGUGACGCCGAGUAAAAGCACAAGCGCGUCGGCAAUAAUGAAUGGCGGCAAACCAGUCAACAAAAGUAAGACGACAUAGCCAGAUCCUCACAGGUGUUGUGACUUUCUCGUCCUGAGCACAGUGGAGUGAUUUAUCCUUGCCAGACAUUCCUGCGCCCGUGGCUGAGGAGCGGCUGGAAGCAAGCCGAGGCUUGCUCUCGGCUGUCUCGAACUUCUUGGUUGCGAGCGGAUAAAUCUCCACCUGUCGCGCGCCCAGAACAAGAAGACACCUGGACAACCAGCUAAACUCAGACCAUGGAAUGCCCUACCAGAUAUGGAAUGCCUUUUUAAUAUCUUUUCUGUGACCGUGACACUUCAUGUGAAUGACACACUUCACAAGUACACUCGAUACCUUGCCUGCUGACAGCUACCCAUAAUCCUUUUCGAGUCCUGUUCCAGCGAAAUCCAUGUGUUUCAGUUCAAUUUUGUAGCACACCAAUACUAUUGAGUAAUUUCUAGUUAGACGCUGUAAACCUGUGCUAUUAAUGGAUUUCUCUUCUCCCCGUUUUCACAGGGCUGCUCGCUCCGCUGUCUGUGACCUUUUGCAGAGAUUGUACUCCUCUAAAUCUUAAAUGUGGCAGUUGGCCUAGUUCGGAGAGCGAUCAAGGAAUCAGGAAGCCUUCUAAACCUAUUAUUACAAAUUGCAUCUAUAAAGAUUAAGAGUGUUGUCUCCGGUUCCCACUAUCGAUUAAACACACAUAUACGCUCUAUCCAGUACAGAUACUGUGUUCUUGAGGUCGGCGUUGCCGGGGUGAGAAAUGGGUCAAACACAGUCCAGGGGGAAGCUCUCUACCGUAUGUGUUUGACCUUCCCCCUAUAGUUUCUUUGUGUGUGUGUGUGUUUUAUACAUAUCACAAGCUUACUGGUAAUGGUAACAUUUGCCUUGCCCAGCGAGCAAGACCCACUGGUUUUUGAGAAAGUGGGUCCAAAGAACUCUGUAGGCCUUGUAGGCCUGAUUAAGGUUCAUUUUUCAUCUACUGAUCCUCAUUAUUUGGACAAAAGAAAAAAGAAAAAGAAAAUUCAAUAAUUACAACCUACAAGAAUUGCGCUACCUAAAUCCAUUUCCGAUAUAAUCCUACCGGUUUUUAAUGACCCGAACUGAAUGCCAUCCCCGGGUUUGGCUGCGUUCCACUCAUACUCAGCAGAGCAUGGGCAAGGCGGCUGUUGUGUUCUUUUCUGCAGCAGCAAUGCAAACGUUAGUUAUUAAAUUAGACUUUAAUAUUUUUGGUGUUUAAUGACAAGUUUUUAAACUGGACAUAUUAGGAACAACUAUUUUUUUUAGCUCAGCAUGCUGAGUCAGGUACUGUGUAUCUCACCACUCCAUACCUGUAACUCAGCUUCUCGGGGCCCCGAUAGCCCAGCGGCUGGGGUGAGGUGCCUUGCCAUGAGCUCAGAAUGCAGUCUGUUGAAUUCUUCUGGAUAAAAUUCAAGGCAAACCAACACGUUCAAACAUCAGGUUUUUGGUCCACUCCAUUGAUCUGCUUUUUGUUUUAUUUUGCUUUUCUUAAUUUCCUUUUGCCUAAGUCCGAGUGCAGGGAAGACAACCGCUAAGAAAGGUCACCAAUGGUUGACUGCACAGGGAAGAAACCAUGCAAACCGUUCACGAUGGGAUGUAAGGAGUUUCAAAAUGUGGAAUACGAAACUGUUUGGAAAUAUAUUUGUUAGCUCUGUGUAUACUUAAUAAAAUUCAAUGUUUCCUCCUCGGAAGAGUUAACUGAGACCAAACUGAACCUCAUUUAUAGAAAACUAUACGCAGGAUCAUGUACUGGCCUCUUGUGAUUAUUUCCAUGAGGAAGGCUGACCCAGUCGCCAUCCCCCCCGCCCCCCGCUCCCCUUCCCCCCCCCCGCAUCUGCACUGUAUUUCCUGGGAAAUUAUUUUGCCACUGCGUUCCUAAGUCUCCAUGACAGCCCUUGCCCGGCAUUUAAAAAAUUUUGGCCUGCUUAGCUGAUUAAAGAUUUAGUAUAAAUUUAACUGUUUAUGCUUACUUCAUUUUCAUAUUGGAUUUCAUUUUAAUAAAGAAAAAGUUAGCAUAACGUUUGAGUAGAUUUAUUGUCAAUAAUGUUAAAGUACGAAUACAACAAAACGAUUCCUUCAACCAUUCUUGAUUUCUUGUGACACCAUUUUAAAGCCUAUUGUUUUCAACAGGAUGAGUUAAAACCCAUUAGAUGGAUUUCACGAACCAAUUAUUUAGGGAAGACAUGUAUUCUAUAAUCUGUGGCAAACUGAAUUAUUUAACUUGACAUUCCAAUUAGAUGGGCUUAUAGACACUGCUUGCCCCAACACACACACACACACACACACACACACACACACACACACGUACACACCAAACAACCCCACCUAUUGGUUUUUGGUAAUCAGCCCUACUUGCUAUUUUUUUCCCCCCGCAAGCCUAUUUAUUGGUUAAAAUUAAGACAAGAUUUAUUUUUGUAAAUGACUGAGAUUUAUGUCAAUGUGCACCUCUGUUUUGUUUUGUAUAUGAGUUGUCUCCAAGGGCAUUUAUCCCUAUGAAUGGAUGUCAAAUACUUUCUUCUAAUAUAUGUUUAGACAUAUUGCAGACGGGUCCUUGUUAUUUGUAAAUUAGACGGUUUCCUUCGUGUCUGGUCUCACCUGUUGCAUGGGACGAGGACAGCACUGAGGAACUGCAUGUAGUAAGACCUGUGUAUCAAGAACUGUUGGUAUGUACUAUUCAAUUUACAUACAAAGAGUCUGUCUGCAUUGUACAGUUCCUGUGUUUAAUACCAUUUGUUGUAUUCACAAAUACAACAUACUGAAUAAAAUAUUGAUAUGAAGGCAUAUUACAAAACAUCAAACAACUUUAUGUAACAAAAUGGCAUUGCUUCACCCACGAAUAUAGAGAAAUGUCAUGUAAAUAAGUUGGUACACUCAAUGUUCCCCUUGACCAUGCCAAAGAAAAUUUUAGCUCUUUGAUGAUACCUCUCUUGCUAUUUUUCUGGGAUAAGAUGCCACCAUUUUUUCCCCUCAAAAAUUAAGUUUGCUGUUGUUAAGCAAGUGCAAUCUGUCAUCAUUGAUGUUCUGUAUAGUAAAUCUGAUGGAAUUCA
Leptonychotes weddellii (Weddell seal) is the source of this 3586-nucleotide messenger RNA. The record is from RefSeq and is a predicted model, not a curated record. Lineage: Eukaryota; Metazoa; Chordata; Mammalia; Carnivora; Phocidae.